AUGACGCUAACUGUACUUACAGGCGGUUUUAAAGCAUGUAUCGCUUACUUCCAGCCAUUGAAGCUCGCCCGUGAUGCAAUUGUGCUGCUGCUGGAGUUAACCCCGACAGCGCGGGACGCUACUGGGCUGCUGGUGUUGCGCUGCCACGCGGCCGAGCCUCGCGCGGUUCCCUUCAAAAUCUCACGCGUGCUGGCUGCGUCUCGCCGCGACUCAGUGAAGGCCGUGUUCCUGGUCACCGACGGCUACAGCAACGGAGGCGACCCUCGGCCUGCUGCUGAGGCACUCAAGCGUCAUGGCGUCACUAUCUUCACCUUCGGCAUUAGGAAUGGCAAUGUCGAGGAGCUGUACGACAUGGCGUCGCACCCCCGAGAGGAGCACUCCUACAUCCUAGAGUCUUUUGAGGAGUUCGAGGCUCUGGCCAGGCGAGCUUUGCAUGAGGAUCUACAGACGGGCUCGCUAGUGGACCAGAACCCCCAGGCGUGCUCGUCGUUGUGCCCCGCGGAGGACGGAGGUUCCUGCUGUGAUGUGCACGCCACGUGUACAUGUGGCACUCACACCGGGCACUACUUGUGUACCUGCCAGCCGGGGUACUAUGGUACCGGCCUACGAGGCAACUGCAAGC
Messenger RNA from Hyalella azteca, 622 nucleotides. RefSeq names its product sushi, von Willebrand factor type A, EGF and pentraxin domain-containing protein 1-like. NCBI's taxonomy places the organism in Eukaryota, Metazoa, Arthropoda, Malacostraca, Amphipoda, Hyalellidae. The record is from RefSeq and is a predicted model, not a curated record. The transcript has 5 exons. The annotation marks the transcript as partial.